Messenger RNA from Chaetomium strumarium, 1950 nucleotides. RefSeq lists its product as uncharacterized. The transcript has 2 exons. The record is from RefSeq and is a predicted model, not a curated record. NCBI's taxonomy places the organism in Eukaryota, Fungi, Ascomycota, Sordariomycetes, Sordariales, Chaetomiaceae. The coding region runs from base 1 to 1950 and encodes 649 amino acids. Gene Ontology annotation, molecular function: protein binding.
AUGUGGACCACGGCUUUGAGCCACGCCGGCGCGCGGUUGGACGUGUCGCCCUUGAUGAUGGUGGAGGAGAGCCGAUUUGACGGGUCGAUAUGCGGCGCGAUCCUCUCUUUGCACCGCCCGUCGCUGUCGUCGAACCGGUUCGCCGCCGCCAACACACUUGCGGUUUCCGUCUCUAGGCCCGGACUGGAGCCCGCGCAGAGCCCUGACGGCAGUUGCACGCCUCGACGCAGCAUCAGCACGGGGAAUUCUGGCCUCAGCUCCCCAAUUCCCCAGCCCCGCCCGCUAUCCAUCCCGGCCCUCCGCACAUCGAGCACCGGCUUUGGCAGCUCUCCCGGACCCUCCAUAUCCGGCACCCGCGUGAGCCACACGGCCACGGCGGCGGAACCAGACUUUGACCCAGAGAUUCAUGACGAUGACGCUUCGAGGCAUUCGCGCUCGCAGUCGCCGUCCCGCAGGCCGAAACCGCUACGCAACUACACCAAGAAGGAGCUCCUCGACCUUAUCGACGACUACGAUGGCGAGCAAAUUGGCCCGGUUGAUGAAUACCUCGAGUAUCUCCGCGACCCCUACCUGCGGGGAUAUGCCCAACCUUACGCCCAAAGGUUCACCUUUGCCCGCACUGCCGAGGACUUUGCAUACCCAAACCUCGAGCAGGUGAUCCACGCCGGCGAAGAGGAGCAGAAAACCCUCUGGGAGCUCCGAUUCGCCGUACUUACCCGCCUCAGGACGCCUCAAAAGGUCGACCUCGACCACAUCUUCGAGCUUUACCAGCGCCUUCCCGAGCCGCGCAUGCUCUACAUCCACGCUCGGUUCCGUCACCAGCUGCUGCGGGCCCUCGGCCAGCCUGACGAGCGCGACUUCACGUCGAUGCUGCGGUAUUUUGCCGUCAUCGCUGAUGUCAAGAACACCGGAAUCACCCUAACCACUGCGGAGUGGAAUUGCGCCAUUUCCUUUGCCACCAAAUAUGUAGGUACCGUGACAGAGACGGAAAUCGAGGCGGCCCUGAAGCUGUGGCGCGAGAUGGAGCUGGAUGCCGGCGUCAAGGCGACCAACGUGACCUUCAACAUCCUCUUCGACGUCGCCUGCAAGGCCGGUAACUUCGCGCUGGCCGAGAUGAUCUACCGGGAGAUGGAGGGGCGUGGGCACCAGUACAACCGCUACCACUACACCAGCCUGAUCCACUUCUUCGGCCUCAAGCACGAGACGAGCGGCAUGCGCGCCGCGUACAAAGAGAUGGUCAACGCGGGCGAGAUGAUCGACACGGUGGUGCUCAACGCCAUGAUCGCGGGCCUGUUGCGGUCGGGCGAGGAGGCCCCCGCCGAGCGGCUCUACGAGCGCAUGAAAGCCGCGAGCCUCGGCGACGGGGCCGCGGACGCGGACGGGAAGACCCCUGACGGCGGCGACAUCCCCGUCCGCACCGCGCCCUCCGACCGCGUCAUCACACAGGCACUCCUGAUGUUCGCCAAGAUCGGCCGGCGCCACCCUCCCUCGCGGCCUUCGCUGCAGCGGAUGGCCCCGCUCGCGCCGGACCUGCAGACCUACCGCAUCCUGGUCAACCACUACGGCGUGAAGCGCGGCGACCUGGCCAAGACGGCGGCCUACAUCGAUGAGAUGAAGUUCUUCAAGAUCCCGCUGCACCACGCCAUCUUCCUGGCGCUGUUCAAGGGCUUCGCCCUGCACGGCGGGUACCCGCGCUCCGCCUGGAGCGAGCAGCGGCUGCACGGGAUAUGGAACGCGCUGCUCGACGCCCUCGACUCGGGCGCGGCCGGGCUCGAGGUCAAGACGUGGUUGGCCGUGUGGGCGCUGCGGGCGUUUGCGCGCUGUUCCAGCAAGGAGCGUACGCUGCAUGUCUACGACGCGCUCAAGGCCCGCUGGAGCUUGAGUCACGCCGAUGAGCAGUUCAUGAUUGAUUUCCUGAAUGGGCUGGUUAAUAAAUCGCGGGGGCGGUAA